UAAAAAAUAAUAAGUUCUCUCUCUUUAUCUCGACUCACAAAUUAUAAAAAUCAGAACAACGUGCAUCUACUCCUUAAUAGCUUUCAUCUCCCAGCCAUCUCUUUUUUUCCCCUCUCUCUAGUAAGAGAAAAUGCGAGCAACCAACAAUAAAAAGUAGAAAGAGACGAAAAAAGCUCUCCAUGGCACCCAAUUGAUAAGAAAUUAACUUCUUCUGCGUCCAACAAUUUUUUGAAUAUUCCAAGGUUACCUUUGUUAACUUCUUCUACAUUUGUUUUUUUUUUCUUCAUACACCAUUUUUGUAUUCUUUCAAUUGAGCUCUUCCUUUCUUCUUGUGGUUGGUUUUGUCAAAGUAAACUAUCACGGUGGUUAUUCAUAGUAGAUGGUUGUUGUCAUGGUAAGUGUUGUGGUGCAACCAUAGAGGAUGUAAGUUUUUUUCAUCUCUGCAAGUUGGAUUUGUGUCAUAAUAAAUAUACGGAUUAACAAUUUGUAUAACUUAUACUGGUUGACUAUCCAUUUGGAUUAUACGGAUUGUUAAUUAGUCCGUAUAUGUUCAAUACACAAAAAAUGUAGAUGAUAGUGAAACUCACAAUGACAAUUACAAGACGAUGGUGGCCGCCAACAACGAACACACACGAAUUGAUGAAGAUGAACAACAUGCAAGCUUUUUAGACAUUGUAUUCUCUUGGAGUCUUAAGGAUGCUCUGAAUGAAGAUCUUUACAAACAUAAGGUACAAAGGAUACCGGAGACGUUUAUGUCAACUUCUGAUUACUUGAACUCCUUCAUCCCUCCGUUGAUAGAGGAAACACGUUCUGAUCUGUGUUCAAGCUUGAAGGGUGUGUCUCGUGCUCCUAUUUGUGAAAUCUGGACUGUUAUAAGGGACAGGUUCUUUAAACUCCCCAAUAGCUUAUUCUAUCUCAUAAAACUGAAGACUCGAACCGAUGAAGUUGAAGAUGAAGUGAAAGAAGAUAUUGGAUCAUAUGAACCUGAGCCAGGAGAUAUAUUUGCCUUCACAGAUAUUAGACCCAAAAACAUUGGUGACUUGAUCAAUAGGCCCAAAUUAAGCUACGUUAUUGCUUAUGUGUGUGGCCGAAAAGAUGCAAACACUAAUGAAAUCCCAAUACGGGCAUCUAAGUGCUUGGAGAUGGAUAUUGAAUUUGAAUUUAGUAGAAACACGAAACAAAAACUAUAUGCAACCUAUCUUUUGAACCUGACGACCAAUAUUCGUAUUUGGAAGGCUUUGAAGUACAAGGGGGAGGAAGCAAACAUGAACAUCAUUAAAGAUGUUCUUCAACCAGAUUUAAGUAGAGGAGUUGACUGUCAAAAUUGCAAAUGUAGAAAAAGCGUUAUACCUGUCUGUAAAUGGUACCCACUUCGGUCUCAGAAUCUGAAUGAAUCCCAAGAAGUUGCUAUUUCAAGCUGUCUUACUAUGUGUGACCAUAUGGUUACUAAACUUAUAUGGGGCCCUCCAGGGACUGGAAAAACAAAAACACUUGCUUGCUUGUUACGUUGCCUGCUUAGGGUUAGGCACAGAACAUUGGCAUGUGCUCCUACUAACACUGCAGUUUUGGAAGUGGCAGCUCGGUUGCGAAAUCUAGUUAAUGGUUCACUUGGAUUUGAUACAUAUGGGUUGGGUGACAUAGUUUUGUUCGGCAAUAAAUCCAGAAUGAAAGUAGAUUCUUAUACCGGCCUCCGAGAUGUGUUUCUUGAUCAUCGCGUACAAAAUCUGUCGAAGUGCUUUGAUCCACUGAGUGGUUGGAAGCAUUACUUGGAAUCAAUGAUCCAGUUACUUGAAGACCCUAAGGAACAAUAUUCCUCGUAUGAGAAAGAGAAGGGUAUUUAUGUGAUAAUUGAUGAAGCAGCCCAGCUCAAAGAAUGUGAAUCAGUCAUUCCGUUAAAGCUUCCAGGAUUAAAGCAUAUUAUCCUAGUAGGUGAUGAGAAACAACUUCCUGCAUUGGUCAAAAGCAAGAUUGCUGAAAAGGCUGAUUUUGGAAGAAGUUUGUUUGAGAGGCUGGUGCUUUUAGGAGACAGCAAGCAUAUGCUAAAUGUUCAGUAUAGAAUGCAUCCAUCCAUCAGCUUAUUUCCAUUCAGUGAGUUCUAUGAUGAGAAAAUUUCUGAUGGACCCAAUGUCUUGGAAAGAAGCUAUAAUGAGCGGUUCCUUGAGGGGGAAAUGUAUGGUUCAUAUUCUUUUAUUAACGUUUCUAAGGGCAAAGAGCAAUUUGGUCGUGGAGGAUAUAGUUCCAAGAACAUGGUUGAGGCUGCUGUUAUUUCUGAGAUUAUUCGAAGCCUCAAAAAAGAGUAUUUAAGGUCAAGGAAAAAAGUUAGCAUAGGAAUCAUAUCUCCAUACAAUGCUCAAGUGUAUGAAAUCAAGGAAAAAGUUGAGAAGUACAAUUCCGUUUCUUUUCCUGAUUUCUCUUUUAGUGUUCGUUCUGUGGAUGGUUUUCAAGGGGGAGAAGUAGAUAUUAUAAUAAUCUCAACUGUGAGAUCUAAUGGCAGUGGAAAAGUUGGUUUUCUUUCCAAUAGACAAAGGGCAAAUGUUGCUCUGACGAGGGCGAGAUAUUGUCUUUGGAUAAUAGGAAAUGCAACAACCUUAGUCAAUAGUGACUCUGUAUGGAGAAAGGUAGUUCUUGAUGCUAAGACAAGAGAUUGUUUCUACAAUGCUGAAGAUGACAGGAAACUGGCUCUUGCUAUUGAGCUUGAACUGCUUGAAGAAUCUGAGUCACGGUUUAAGAAACUCAGCCUAUGGGAUAAGUAA
Messenger RNA from Glycine soja, 2753 nucleotides. RefSeq names its product probable helicase MAGATAMA 3. The transcript is spliced from 9 exons. NCBI's taxonomy places the organism in Eukaryota, Viridiplantae, Streptophyta, Magnoliopsida, Fabales, Fabaceae. Gene Ontology annotation, molecular function: helicase activity. The record is from RefSeq and is a predicted model, not a curated record. The coding region runs from base 606 to 2753 and encodes 715 amino acids.